Didymodactylos carnosus is the source of this 2874-nucleotide messenger RNA. The record is from the annotation of a GenBank genome assembly. NCBI's taxonomy places the organism in Eukaryota, Metazoa, Rotifera, Eurotatoria, Philodinida, Philodinidae.
AACAAACCGCUUUUCAUCGUUGAAUUGAGACGCCAACUUUAAGUACUAAGUUAUGCCUAUUGAGACCCUCCAUGUACCGUAUUUCAUGCCAAAGUAAUACCGUAUAAAGGCGCGUAAAUUAAUGAUUUUUUUUGUCACAUUUACGCCGAAAUUUUUCGUAGGGUAGUUUUUGAUUUUUAAGACUUUAUUUGUUUAUUUUGCAAAAAUUUUCCUUUUUUAAGUGUUGUAGUAAAAAUCGGAGGCACUUUGCCACUGGGCGCUAGGACUAUUAUAGUUCGUCCCCAGUGUUUCUCCAGCUCGGGACGAAGACCCGGCCUCCAGUUGAGCUGGGUAAUUUUUCGGAAGCGUACCUGAAGACAUAAGAUGUUUAUUUUUAUUUUUUUUUGUAAUAAAGUAAAAAGCUAUGAUACAAAAACUGUUAAAACUGUAAGCCUACUGUCAAUAACUAAUCGUUUUCUUCGUCGAACAAGCUGAAUAAUAACGAUAAUCAAUCGUACUCCUACCGACAACCUGUACAGAAUGAGUUUUCAGAGUUUCCGGAACAGCCUUCGCUACUUUGAAUAUAUUUUCAAGUUUUAAUUUCGACGCAGCAAUUUCAGCUAGAGUAAUUUCCAUCAAAUUAAUCUUUUUUGUUUUUUGUUUCGAAAUUUUAACAAAGUCGGCAGCAGAUCGACAAACACUACCUCCUAGAACAGCCGACCACACUAAACGUUUGACAGUACCACCGAUCCCAUCGACGACGCCCUUGCCAUGUGAAGUAGCAAAGAAAUUCCAACUUAGUUUCACUUUAUAAAAAUUAGCAAUUUCAAGUAAAUUUCGAAAAUGAAAUCUCUGCUUAAAUUGGCUAGCUGCGCAGUCGGAAAAGAAAGCAAUCUCUUUAACACUUGGAAGUACAGUUUGCACAAAACAAAGUGAGUGAAUGAGAACGACACAUUUUAUCGUUUCUGUCACUAGAUAGAAUUUUCUUUUUCUUCUUACUUUCUCCCUCGCUUGUCAGCCUAACGUGUGACACGAAAGCAAAAGAGAGAUUGUGUUUUCUUAUGCCACAGAAAGGUGCGAUCUAAUUCAAACUUUUCUAUACAUGACGACCUACUGCUACAGAGUAAUCAUGGCUGCUUUUUUGUUUAGUGUAAUCUUCACCAUUUUUUCUGUUUUACGGGUUUCUUUUAUGGGUUUUUUCGUUCUCACGUUCUUAGCGUUGACAAACUAUUUCUCUUAAGCUUUCGGUAGCAAAUAGCAAACCGUUCACUACCGAUAGACGAGCCCUAGCUUUGGAUUGUUGUAUACCUAGUAGUAUCUGGGCGGCAAAAAUUUUCAUCGAUUUGGCGUACAAGUUUUAUUUUGCCUAUUAGCCGGCCUACCGGUUCUAUUUAUGCUGAAUAUUUUAGAAUUUUUAGUUAAAAGAAGAGACACGAGACAAACUGAGUUACGUUUCAGCGAUUCGGAUGGAAAAUAGUGUAGAUAAAAAGUUUAGAAUAUAUUAGUAAAAUCUGAACAGCAAAUAUGAAUUAGUUCUUGUAGUACGAAAAUCAUUCAGCUUUUUGUUAUUUAAUGUUUAUCAAGUGUACUGCAAAUGUUUUAUAACUACUCAUCAUAGGUCAUCGUGAUUGUAUCGAUGGUACAGAUGAACAAUACAUACUUUUUGAUAUUGAAGAGUCACGUCGACGUCCAUCUAAUCCAGAUGCUUUUGAGUGUGAUGAGUCUACAUUUAAUCGUCGUAAAAUAUUUUUCUUGUGGCAAUGCCAAUGUGCAUUUUCUAAUGAAUUACAUCCUAAAUGUAAUUGUGAAGAUAACAAGUGUCUACCAAAAAUACAUGAAAACUGUCCAUCAAACUUACCAGUUGAAUUGCAAGAAGAUGAUAUUAUUAUAAUAAAAUAUCCAACAAAAUCUGUAUUUACGCCUUAUUAUAGCAGAUAUUCAGGAAAUGUUGAAUAUUUCUCAUUUCAUCAUAGUAUUAAGUGUAUAGGAUAUCAAGGUUAUAUGCCGAAUGAAUUGUAUUAUAAUGCAAAUGAAAAUUUUUUCUAUGUAUAUGAUAUGGAUACAAUAUUUUGUAGUCAAGGUACACCAAAUCUAAAUGGACCACAAUAUGAUGAACACUGUUGGAAAAAUUUGCCAAAUUCACGUUCGUAUCACUUUUUAUAUUCUCAUCGAUGUAUUUCUAUGUAUCGUAUACGAGAUGGCAUAUAUGAUUGUCCACACGGUGAUGAUGAAGAGAUGAAUUGUUCAAUAUACGCUAGAAAAAAUCGAUUUCGAUGUGGUGAAGAAGAAACAUGUUUAUUAGCAGGAAUGCUUGGUAAUUUAAAUCCUGAUUGUCAAUCAAAUAAUCGUGAUGAAUAUAUACAACAGACAGACACAAAAUUAUCAAACAUGUUUUGUCUCAUAGAUAAUUCUAAAGAAUGUAAAAUACUUAAAGUAUAUAUUCGACAAUCGCAAAUAAUUUCAACAUACAUGCCACUCGAAUUAAAUAGUACGACAAAUCAAACAAUAUCAUUGUCAUCAGCAUUACCAAAUAAAAUGAAUUUUAAUCAAUAUUGUGAUUCAUUUUGGAAUUUAAAAUGGGAUUUUGAUGAAUUAUCAAGUUUUUGUCGAGACUGGAUUUGUCCACCGUACUAUUAUCAAUGUCGAACUGGUCAGUGUAUACCAAUUGAUUGGGUUUGUAAUAAUGAAUGGGAUUGCAGCGAUGCAUCGGAUGAACAAGGAGUAUUUCUCAUCGAUGAGUUAUCGGAACAUAAUUUCGCAAUCCUAAAUCGUUGUGAAUAUCGUGGAACACAUCAACCGUUUAGUGAUAUAUGUAAUCUUACCACAGAUUAUCCGUGCUUUUUAAUCAAUAUUGAAUAUAACCUAACAAUUCGUAAAAAAACAUUUGGACUAUGA